CUGAAAUUUGGGUUAUCGUCUUGUUUUGACAUUUUGGAAAGACUGAGAGUCUACAAAACCAUCUUUUCUGGACCGUGUCCUUCGUUUUUCAUUUAAUUGUUAAUUUUCCCUAGGAAGCCCAGUCUGUUGUAGGAACCCAGUUCUCACUGAUGAAGCUGAAGCAAUGAGAGUGAAGAAUGGUAAUUUCUCUUGAUGGGUUCUAACCACUCCCGGCGGAGGAGAAUGUCAAGCAAUGAAAACCACGACGGCAGUGACUCGAGUAACCGUGAUGAUGACGGAGACCAAGAUCUGCCUUCAAUACUAGCGUAUCUUAUCAGAAGUGGUCAGAUACGAAUCUUCUCAUCUGAUGACCCACCGGACGAUGACGACUCUGAUGCUGAAUUCUGUGGCCCAUCGAGACCUCCACUUGUUGACCCAAAUCCAGAUACGAGUAACAUAACAGAGAAUGACAUCAGUCAGUUAGUCAUGAUUCAGUCAGGAAGAAGUCCCAAGAGUUCCCGACUCAACAUUCCCACAAUUACACAUAUGAUUAAUCAGAGAGAAAUUGGUUUCAACAAACAGCAGCACUUUACACAUGGUGAUCGAUGUUUGAUAAAUUCUAAGUUCCUGCCAAACCGGAUGACCAAAAUGGCGUCCUAUCAUCAGAAGGCUUUCUGUGGCACUUACUCGUUACAAGGAGAUAUCUUCCUCACUGCUUCCCAAGAUCAGUAUAUAAGGAUAUACGAUACGACCAACGAGCAAUUCCGCUUGUUUAAAGUAAUACGAGCCCGUGAUGUUGGUUGGAGUGUACUGGACACUGCAUUUAGUCCUGAUGGCAACUUUCUGAUUUAUUCCAGUUGGUCGGACUGCAUUCACCUAUGCAACAUCUACGGAGAACACGACAUCCACGAAGCUCUCCAUCUUCUCCCUGGAGAACACAGUUUCUGUAUAUUCUCUCUCAUGUUCUCAUCGGACAACCAAGAAAUCAUGGGCGGUGCCAAUGACCGGUGCCUAUAUGUUUUUGAUAGAGAGAGCAACCAACGCACAUUAAGGAUUGAGUGCCACGAUGACGACGUCAAUGCUGUGUCGUUCGCCGACGACAGCUCCCAGAUCCUCUUCAGUGGAGGAGACGAUGGACUCGUCAAGGUUUGGGAUCGACGCACAUUACAGGAGUCUAACCCGGUUCCAGUAGGCGUAAUGGCCGGGCACCAUGAUGGUGUCACAUUUAUUGAUUCCAAGAGGGAUGCAAGAUACCUCGUGUCUAAUUCUAAGGAUCAGACCAUUAAACUUUGGGACGUGCGGGUCUUUUCGACAAAAGAUGCAGUUGAGGCGACAAAAAAAGCUGUAUCUAAUCAGAGAUGGGAUUACCGAUGGCAACAAGUUCCAAGGAAAAUGUCGCGGAAGUCUAAGAUGAGUGGAGACACGUCGGUGAUGACGUACAAAGGCCACUGUGUGUUGCACACGUUGGUGCGGUGUCGCUUCUCCCCGCAGUUCACCACUGGACAGAGGUACAUCUACAGUGGCUGUGCCACGGGAUGCGUUGUCAUUUACGACCUGCUGAGCGGGAAGAUUGUCAAGAAGCUGGAAGGCCACCAAGCAUGUGUCCGAGAUGUGUCAUGGCAUCCGUUCGACAACUCGCUUAUGAGUACCUCCUGGGAUGGUACCAUUGGUCGAUGGGACUAUGAGGAACUGCAGAUGAGUGACAAUGUUGAGAUGUGUUGUGGUGGCGACCUGGAAGAUGAUCCCAAAACACAAUUGCGUCGAAGUAGUCGUCUAAAACGGAGAAUGUCGGCUGGAAGGAAUCUCCGGGGACUGUUCGACUGAGGACAACUCCGUCACAGCAAACACGCGCUGUCAGAUAACAACUUUUACUAGAGUUGUCUCCCAGGGCAGAUAACUCAGUGCCAAUUUGUGUGAUAAAUGUAGAGUAAUUUUGUAAAUACACUUGUUAUGAAUAAGAUGUCCAUAGUGUCUUGAAAUGAAGCCACUUCCUGUAUAUAUCUUGGAUAUAGGGGAGAUAACUCAGUGACAGUUGUGUGAUAAAUGUUGAGUAAUUUUGAAAAUACACUUGUUAUGAAUAAGAGUAAUUUUGUAAAUACACUUGUUAUGAAUAAGAUGUCCAUAGUGUCUUGAAAUGAAGCCACUUCCUGUAUAUAUCUUGGAUAUAGGGGAGAUAACUCAGUGACAGUUGUGUGAUAAAUGUAGAGUAAUUUUGUAAAUACACUUGUUAUGAAUAAGAGUAAUUUUGUAAAUACACUUGUUAUGAAUAAGAUGUCGAUAACAUCUUGAAAUGAAGCCUCUUCCUGUGUAUAUCUUGAAUAUAGGGGAGAUAAUUCAGUGACAAUUGUGUGAUAAAUGUAGAGUAAUUUUGUAAAUACAUUUGUUAUGAA
Gigantopelta aegis is the source of this 2369-nucleotide messenger RNA. Its product is annotated as DDB1- and CUL4-associated factor 11-like. Bases 193 to 1803 code for a protein of 536 amino acids. The record is from RefSeq and is a predicted model, not a curated record. The transcript is spliced from 18 exons. Lineage: Eukaryota; Metazoa; Mollusca; Gastropoda; Neomphalida; Peltospiridae. Gene Ontology annotation, cellular component: Cul4-RING E3 ubiquitin ligase complex. Gene Ontology annotation, molecular function: protein binding. Gene Ontology annotation, biological process: proteasome-mediated ubiquitin-dependent protein catabolic process.